Molecule: messenger RNA, 1387 nt
Organism: Humulus lupulus (European hop)
Lineage: Eukaryota; Viridiplantae; Streptophyta; Magnoliopsida; Rosales; Cannabaceae
Exons: 6
Coding region: 80-1387 (435 amino acids)
Source: RefSeq, a predicted model, not a curated record
UUCUUAAUUAUAUUCUCAGGGUGGUCACAACAUUCCUCAAACCUUCAAACGUGAGAUUUUGAAAAAAGCUGGUCAAAUAAUGAGAGAUUUUAAAAGUGAACUCACUACCGAGUACAUCAAACCUUUGGCUGAAAUGGGUAUGAUGGAAGAACUCAAAUUUCCCCCAAAGAGGUAUAGCGAUAUAAUUGACGAGAGAGAAUGGUUACAAUUUGUAACUAGUCGUCUAAGUCCAGAGUUUCAAAUAGUGCAUCAAGAACAAAAAAACCGUGCAUUACUAAUGAAGUCAAGGCAUCGAACCUCUCGUAGAGGAAUGGCUAAUAUAAGAGAAGAUUUGAAAAAAGAACGAAAUAUUCAAAAUCCAGAGAGGUAUCAAGUUUGGCUUAGAUCGCGUGAAAAAAAUAAAGUUCUUGUGACAGAGCUAGACCGACAAAUUGCCGAAAAGAUAGAGGACGUCAAAGAAAAAGUGAUUCGUGGUGAAAUUACAGCUCAGGGUCGAGAUGACAUCUUGACUCAAGCAUUAGGGACACCAGAACACCCAGGUCGUGUUCGAGCUGGCGGGUUCACUGCGACCGUUUCCAAAAUGUUUGGAAAAAAACAUAAAACAAUGACUGCAAGAGAGGAGAUUGCUCGACUAAAAGCUGAGAUUGAAGAGCUAAAAAGACAUAAAUUUAGCACAGAAGAGGAAUUAGCUCAAAAUGAAGAAUAUAAUGAGGAAAACGAUGAGUGUGGAUACAACGAUGAAGGGCAAUUUGAUGAGGGACAAUAUUAUGAGAAUACAAGUGAUGAAGUCUAUCGACCUGCCCCCAACGCAGAUGAUCAUUUUCAUCAAACCGAAGACUAUCCUUUUGAUGAAGAUGAUGGAUCAUCAAUUUAUGAGUCUCCGCCACCACCGACCUAUGAAGUUUAUUUGUGUUCUGAUAAUAUUGACAAUGUGGUGGCUAAAGGUGUACUCAUUGUACCAAACAUGGGUAGCCAAAUUACCGUCCAUGGAAAUGUACUUGAUGAUUCAGUUGCGAGGGUUUGGCUUAUAGAUGUCUUACAAGAAGAAGCUGAGAUCCCUAUUCCCUUUGGUAACGUACGAUAUGUUGGGGAUGCACGAGACACAUUCUUGCCUUGGCCUAAAAAUUUAAUUGUGGCUUGUCAGUUUGGUAGGUUUUUAGACCUGAAUGACAUAGGGGAUCGAAUUCAUGCUUUCGCACUAGGGGAGUUAAGUCAUGCCUGUUCUUUAGAUCAGGGUGAUCCUGAGAUGUCUAACCCUGUGGAAAAAAUGAAGGAAAUGAUCGAGGUCAGGGCAGCCGCAGCCAAGGCUUCGGCGAAGAGGGUCGUCAAAGGCUCAGCCAAGAAGAAAGUCAUAGAGUUGAUCCUUGGGGACUCAAAGCCAGUCUAG